GUGUCUUUCCCUGUCCGCCAUCUUAAAAUUGGGCGGGAAAGAAAGAGACGAAUAAAACGAGUGCGGCCCACUAAUCGGUCUCCCUUCAACUGCCAGGUGUCCCGGAAGUUGAGUGAGGAAAGAGGAAGUGAGGGAAGAGUUGCCACUUGGCCUUUAGGGCAACAGCUGGGGCAGUAGGGCUUGUGAUGGCGGCGGCGGCGGCGGCGUACUGAGGAAUAAGCGGUUUCUAUUGCCGCCUUCUAUAGCCAUAAUCAAUUACUGGUUGAGUCGUCCAGUUGGUUGACGUGGGCCUAGUCCGCCCGCCUUCCCGCUCUCUUCGUUUGCACCGCAAGGCGUGAGGGGAGCGCCUGUGGUCUGAGCUGGCUGGGGCUGGGCUGUGGACCAGAGGAAAGGGGAGACGGCCCGUUUGUCCCUCGCCCCUCCGAGGGUGGCUUAGGGCUUCUGAGGCUUUCCUCGGAGGGAGACGGGUGCCUGCAGCGGGCGGCCCCCUUGGUGCUGGGUGCCCCCCUUAGUAGGUUCCGAGCUUCUUGGCAGGCAGGCAAGCGGGUCUUUGGUGCUGUGGUUCAUCCUCGGCGGCGGGGCGGCCCCUGAGUGUGAAACGGAGGUGUCGCCAGCCCGCCUGCUGCUUAGCGCAGCCGCCUCUUGGCCCAUGAGGUUUUCUUCCCCUUUGGAGCCGUGAAGGCGAUUUCCUUGUUGACUUGGGGUGCCCCGGUUAAGACGAACCAGAAGCCGGCCAUGGAUGACUUCUUGUCUAUCAGCCUGCUCUCUCUAGCCAUGCUGGUUGGCUGCUAUGUGGCAGGGAUCAUCCCUUUAGCCGUAAACUUUUCCGAGGAAAGGUUAAAGCUAGUCACAGUUCUUGGUGCUGGGCUCCUUUGUGGAACUGCCUUGGCUGUCAUUGUACCUGAAGGAGUCCAUGCGCUUUAUGAAGAAAUUUUGGAAGCAAAGCAUCACCCAGCCAGUGAGACUCAAAAGAUGGUUGAAUCUGAGAAAGUAGCAGAUGCACCAGAUGUGCAUGACCAUGAGCACAGCCAUGAUCAUUCCAGAUUACAUGCUUAUAUUGGUGUUUCUCUCGUCCUUGGCUUUGUCUUUAUGCUCCUGGUAGAUCAAAUUGGCAGCUCUCAUGUCCACCCUGCAGAUGACCCAGAAGCAGCAAGGUCGGGCAAUUCCAAAAUUACUACUACACUGGGACUAGUUGUCCAUGCUGCAGCUGAUGGUGUUGCCUUGGGUGCAGCAGCUUCUACAUCUCAGACCAGCGUCCAGCUAAUAGUGUUUGUUGCAAUUAUGUUACAUAAGGCACCAGCUGCCUUUGGCCUUGUCUCUUUUCUUAUGCACGCUGGUCUUGAACGGAAUCGAAUCAGGAAGCAUUUGCUGGUUUUUGCACUAGCAGCACCUGUUUUGUCAAUGGUAACUUAUUUGGGACUAAGCCAGAGCAGUAAACAAGCACUUUCAGAAGUCAAUGCAACUGGAGUCGCCAUGCUCUUCUCUGCUGGAACUUUUCUGUAUGUUGCCACAGUUCAUGUUCUCCCUGAAGUGGGUGGAAUGGGACAUAGUCACAAAUCUGAAUCUACUGGAGGCAAAGGACUCAGCCGCCUGGAGGUGGCAGCAUUGGUUCUUGGCUGCUUGAUUCCUCUGAUUUUGUCCAUUGGACACCAGCAUUAAAAGUCAAAUCCAGCAAUCUUCUCCUCAAUCUGGUGUGAGCAGCAAUCUGGUGUCAGCUGCUCUUUUAUCAUUGCCUCUCUUACCCUGUUAACCACCCCAUCUGUUUUAAGAAGUCGGAGUGAAGUAUGAUUACGAAAGGAGGAAUUCUGGGAAAGCUUUUAGUAUAGCAGAUGGUACUUUUGACAGCCUGAUACAAAUCUUGCAUAACUUCCCUUUUCUAAAGAUACUCUUAUGACUUCCUGCUCUAUUCUCAGGGAAGUUGGAACUUAAGAAAUGAUUUGGGAAGAACUUUGCAGCUCAUCUUGAAAUCAUAAUCCAAGUAUUCUGUAUGUCUGCAUUCACAGCUGACCUCUUGACAUUAGGAGCUGCCUUCUAACAUGUGGAACUACUAUUCACCUCCAGAUUUUUCAUCUGGGCUGUCUUGGGCGGAUGCAUCCGGUGAAGAAAUGGGUUUUGGGUGAAGGUCUAGGCAAGAUUUGUGCUAGUAAAACAGCUUGAUAGGAUUCUUGCAUAGAAUUACUAGGAAACACAUCUGUUGUGCCCCUUGAGUAUAACAAUCUAUAUGGUAGAAUGAGGGAGCCACGCUGGAUUGGAGUUUAGGUUAUUCAAGGCUCUAAGGAGUAAGUGCUUCCCAAUUUAUUCUAUUAAGAUAGAAUACAGUAAGCUCUGGUCAGUGAAAGUGAAGGGUGCUCAAUGCAUCAAUCUGCAAUAGCAGAGACUAAUAUUUACCAUUAUUACAAGCAAGAAGUAUUCUAAGUUGUUGUGGGCCUUUUUAAAAUUAUCCCUUCCUCUCUGAAAUCGCUUAAUCAACUCUUGAGUGUAAGUGCAAGUCUGGAAUGCAGUGCCAGUCGCUUGAUACCUUUCCUUGUACGAAAUGCUACCGUUUGGCUAGUAAAUUUCAUUUUAUUAUGAAGGAAAUUGUAAAAGCCUUGGCAGAAACCUAAAACAUUUAAAGGUGUAUGUAGAGUCUCGGCACACAAUUUUUACAUCAGUUUUAAAUCUUCAUUCCUGUUGCUUACAAUUCUCCAGUUAAUACUUACAAUGUCACUGCUUGCAAACAAGAUAAAGUGUCUUUAGCACUGGUUAUUCUAUGUAACAGAUAUAUUUUCCUCUUUCCCUAUCUUUUUACAAGCAAGUAGCCCACAUAACUUGGAUCUCUUCCAUGCUUUGUCCACAUCCUAUAUUUGCUUGGCAGAGAAUAAUGUUUUGGUUCUUCAUGAGGAUUUUGUUUUUAAUUGUUUAUUUAUGCUUGCUGUUUUGGAAUUAGUGCAGCAGUAGUCAAGAUCAAGACUACUAUGAGGAUUUUGUAUUUUAUGAGGGAGGCUUAACAUUAGAAAUUGAAGUAAAAAAUCUGCACAGAAUAAUGUACAUGUAGUCUUUUCUGCAGGCUAGUUAUAGAACCAAUCUAAAAUCAACACUCAUCAGGCCUACCCAUGUGAUCCACACCAGCUAUAUAAAUGGAUUCUCCAAAAACUUGGUCAAACCACCUGGUUUUUCUGCCUGCCCUAGGCUAUUAGAACAGGUCUUGUCGAACACCUGGUGGGCAGCAUCAGCUGAUGAGUUUGGUGCAUUGAAAAUUGUGUGGGCCUGAUUUAUAGAUUUUCUUUUUUUUAAAAAAAAAGAAAAUCAUAUUUGUAAGGUAUGAAUAGUUUCUUGCUGAUCAAGUGGAGAUUUUUCUAUAAUGUAAAAUAAAAAUGCACUCUCAAAAUACAACACAAAGAAAACAUAGCAGGUGGUGUCUGUAUGUGAACCAAGAUGGCUUAUAUGCUUGUCAUAUCUGCAUACUUGAUUGUAGGAAAGCUAAACAGAAGAAUAAUUAAAGGCCAGGUUUGCCCUGCAGUGGUGGUUAAGGCAACAAGAAGAUUGUUCCUGAGUUGGCAAGGAGGGAAAUGGAGGUGAAAUAAAGUGAAUAACAAACUUGAUCUGAAAAUUUAUAGAUAUUAGAAGCACUUGGUGUAGGAGUUGGGAUUAAAUCAUACUUCAAAAUCAGUUUUUCUUAGUAUUUUAACAUUUGAGAGAGCACCUCAGGAAUCCCACUAUAGGGCAAAGUUGCAUUUAGUUGCCGAUAGCUGUUAGCAAAAAUGUGGCUAGAAGCUGCCUACACUAUUUCAUAUUUAUGAAAAUGAUGUCUGCCAGUUCUAGCUUCUCUGCUUUCUAACCUUGGGCCCAGUACCCUAUCAGGAAGUCUAUGUUGUGCUUCCAUCCAUGAUUUAUACGGAACAGUGUUUAUAAUCAAUAUGUUAAAUGCAUCACACACUAAACAUGUGAAAUGCAAGACAUGAGGCAGUAUAGCAAAGGGAUGUAAGGUUGAAAUGUUUCCAAAUGCAUUCAGCGUUCAACAACUCUCUCUCUUUGACCACUGCUGCUCUUAUUCACCCUUGUGUGAUGACAAGGUUGUCGUGUUUUAUCUGUACUGAACUGCUACCACAUAAGUGGCUAGCAAUGAGAAGGGAAUUUCUAUAUUAUGGAAACAUGCUCUAGCAGAGAAACAGAUGUGCAAUCCCUUUUGUAGCCAUGAGAAUCCUAACUUUGAGGAGAUGUCUAGGUUGAAGCAAACUCGAGUUUACCAUGCCCAUCAAAAUCCGCUCAAAAUCAGGGCUCUUGUAGUCUGGUUACAUGCCUCUGAAGUCUUAUUAGUCAAAUACAAAUUUUAAUCAAGGCUUCACAGUAGACUUCUAGAAGCCCUCAACUGCUGAGAUAGAGCUGCAUUCCUGUACUUCCACUAUUCACAUCAGUUGUGGACUGACUUGAAAGUGGAAAUCAGUUAAUCUCUGUGGAACAUUAUAUUUGGCCAUUUAAUUGACCAUCACGAUUCAUAAAAUAAAGGGAUGAUCUCUUGCCUAACUGAAUUAAAGAAUCUUGGUGUAUAACACUUUUGUCGAUGACAGAGCAGACAUAUCAGGGGCACAUAGAAUCUACAAAUAUGGAAAGACUUCAUGGAAUUUCUGAAAAUGUUCUGAAACAGCAGAAAAUUGCUCAACUCUUCAGAGAGAGCUCAACAAUGUCUUUCAGGUACACUCAAGAGAGCUAGUUUGCAUUUGUCAUAGCCAGCUGUAUUGGAAUGGGAAAACUUGAACUUGUGUAUUGUGCUGCUGUGUUAAGUUUGUUUUGAUGAACCACAGGAGACUUGAGAGGGGAGUCCUUACAUCAACAUGAAGAAGCAGAGUAUUCAUUUCAAAAGGAGAUCAACUCAGUGCUUCAGUCAUGUUUCUGAGCAGCUGUGACUUUCUGGGCACAGUGUUCCCUGGCCACAGCUGUAUAUGUGAUUCUGUGUACUCAAGUGUAAUUUUAAUGUCUUUUCCAAAUCAUUCCAUGGAUGGCUGCCUUAUUUUUAUUUUUAUUUUUUGAUUUUUUUUCACUUUUAAUUGUGAACAGUUUAAAAAUGUUUUUAUUAUUAAAAAAAUCUAUUCACUGCA
This is a messenger RNA of Elgaria multicarinata webbii, 5075 nucleotides long. RefSeq names its product solute carrier family 39 member 9 (gene SLC39A9). Gene Ontology annotation, cellular component: membrane. The transcript has 7 exons. Lineage: Eukaryota; Metazoa; Chordata; Lepidosauria; Squamata; Anguidae. Bases 736 to 1659 code for a protein of 307 amino acids. Gene Ontology annotation, molecular function: metal ion transmembrane transporter activity. The record is from RefSeq and is a predicted model, not a curated record. Gene Ontology annotation, biological process: zinc ion transport; transmembrane transport.